UACGGUUUGUGCAGUUAUGUUCAUUAAAACAUUCUUGCGCGGAUUGGGGUGACGGAAGGGGGGGCUUUAUAUAAUGAACUGCAUGCUUUCACGUGAAAUGACUCUUUAAAAGCGCGCGAUCACAGCGAGGCACAGCGCGAAACGACCAGACAGAGACGCGUGAGAAGUCUCGACCAUCGCUGCGUUCAAUAAAAACAUAAUAAAGAAAGGCGUCAGUAUGGCCUCGUCGUCUCCUCUGCCGGAGGGCUUCUCCGAGUUGGACGUGUUCUCCCUCGGAUCGUGUCUGCUGGUGGAGGGUCUACUGGGCAUCUGCCUGAAUGUGGUGACGAUCGUUGCUUUCCUCAGAGUCAGAGAGCUCAGAACUCCCAGUAAUUUCCUGGUGUUCAGCUUAGCCAUGGCUGACAUCGGCAUCUCCAUGAACGCCACCGUUGCAGCGUUCUCCAGCUUUCUGAGGUACUGGCCCUACGGCUCAGAUGGGUGCCAAACUCAUGGCUUCCAGGGGUUUAUGACAGCUCUUGCCAGCCUCAACUUCAUUGCAGCCAUUGCUUGGGACAGAUAUCACCAGUAUUGCACUAGGACAAAGCUGCGGUGGAGCAGCGCCAUCAGUCUGGUCGUUUUUGUCUGGAUGUUUUCUGCUUUCUGGGCAGCGAUGCCCCUCAUUGGCUGGGGGGAGUAUGACUACGAGCCUCUCAGGACCUGCUGCACAUUGGACUACAGCAAGGGAGACAGAAACUACGUGUCCUACUUGAUCCCGAUGAGCAUUUUCAACAUGGGCAUUCAAGUGUUUGUUGUCAUGUCCUCCUACCAGUCCAUUGCACAGAAAUUCAAAAAGACUGGAAACCCCAAGUUCAACCCCAACACUCCUCUUAAGACUCUACUGUUCUGCUGGGGACCCUACGGCAUUCUGGCCUUCUACGCUGCUGUGGAGAACGCCAACCUGGUCUCGCCUAAACUCAGAAUGAUCGCCCCCAUCCUGGCUAAGACUUCUCCCACCUUCAACCCGCUCCUGUAUGCUCUGGGAAACGAGAACUACAGAGGAGGCAUUUGGCAGCUUCUCACUGGGGAAAAGAUCAAUGUGCCUCAAACAGACAAUAAGUCCAAAUAAACAUAAUUUAUUCAGCUUGA
Messenger RNA from Nothobranchius furzeri (turquoise killifish), 1125 nucleotides. It is a transcript of the gene rgra, whose product is annotated as retinal G protein coupled receptor a. Gene Ontology annotation, molecular function: G protein-coupled photoreceptor activity. The record is from RefSeq and is a predicted model, not a curated record. Gene Ontology annotation, cellular component: plasma membrane. Gene Ontology annotation, biological process: phototransduction; G protein-coupled receptor signaling pathway; visual perception. Lineage: Eukaryota; Metazoa; Chordata; Actinopteri; Cyprinodontiformes; Nothobranchiidae.